ACACCAACUGGAUGUGCCCGAAGAACAGAGGAAUGACAGAUAAAGUAAGAAGAAAAUUCUUGAAUCUUCAUAACCAAUACAGCGACAAAGCAUUGUGUUAUAGAUCGAGCCUUGCUCGAGGCCUGGAGCGUGACGGGCUGGGAGGAUAUGCCCCUAAGGCCUCUAGAAUGCUAAAAAUGAUAAAAAAAUGCGUUGAAUUGCAGGUCUAUGACUGCUCAGUGGAGGCUUCGGCAUUGAGAUAUGCAAGAAAAUGUGUUUACGCACAUUCUAAACGCUCUGAGCGGCGAGGACUUGGAGAGAAUCUUUACAUGACUUCAGCUAUCAACUAUAACAAACUCAAAGCUGCUAACCAGUCCUCUUGGCUUUGGUGGAAAGAAUUGCAAGAUUAUGGUGUUGGCCCCUCCAACGUGCUUACUUCAGCAUUAUUCAAAAGACCCGGAAAGAAAAUUGGUCAUUACUCUCAGAUGGCUUGGGGUACUAGUUACAAGCUUGGCUGCGCUGUUGUGGCCUGUCCUAAAUUUACGUAUGGCGUCUGUCACUACGGACCAGCUGGUAAUUGGCUUGGUAGCCGAAUCUACACCAUGGGCGACCCCUGUACUCAAUGUCCAAAAUCGUACACUUGCAACGUAGCAGAAGGACUUUGCGAAAAAAAGUCCAAAAAAAAGUGGAGAAGAUCACGACGCAAACGAGAUAUGAUUCUUUAGAG
Molecule: messenger RNA, 706 nt
Organism: Strongylus vulgaris
Lineage: Eukaryota; Metazoa; Nematoda; Chromadorea; Rhabditida; Strongylidae
Source: the annotation of a GenBank genome assembly